This is a messenger RNA of Hordeum vulgare subsp. vulgare (domesticated barley), 1828 nucleotides long. RefSeq names its product adoMet-dependent rRNA methyltransferase spb1-like. Gene Ontology annotation, molecular function: rRNA (uridine-2'-O-ribose)-methyltransferase activity; rRNA (guanine) methyltransferase activity. The record is from RefSeq and is a predicted model, not a curated record. The transcript has a single exon. NCBI's taxonomy places the organism in Eukaryota, Viridiplantae, Streptophyta, Magnoliopsida, Poales, Poaceae. Gene Ontology annotation, biological process: rRNA methylation; maturation of LSU-rRNA from tricistronic rRNA transcript (SSU-rRNA, 5.8S rRNA, LSU-rRNA); maturation of 5.8S rRNA from tricistronic rRNA transcript (SSU-rRNA, 5.8S rRNA, LSU-rRNA). The coding region runs from base 134 to 1594 and encodes 486 amino acids. Gene Ontology annotation, cellular component: nucleolus; preribosome, large subunit precursor.
CGAAACGGACGCCAGCACGGACGAACAAUUCCUGAGUUCGAGUCGGACUGGCUCGCGCGACCCGAGUACUGUUGCACCGACCCGCAGGCCCAACCAAACACGAUCCCUCAUCUUGGCGGCGGCGGCGGCGGCGAUGGGCAAGGCGGCGAAGGGGAAGCAGCGGCGGGACGAGUACUACCACCUGGCCAAGGAGCAGGGGUACCGGAGCCGGGCGGCCUUCAAGCUGCAGCAGCUAGACGACCGCUUCCGAUUCCUCCCGGCGGCGCGCGCCGUGCUCGAUCUCUGCGCGGCGCCGGGAGGCUGGGUCCAGGUGGCCGUCGCCCGCGCCCCCGCCGGCGCCUUCGUCGUCGGCGUCGACCUCGUGCCGAUCCGCCCCGUCCGCGGCGCGCACUCGCUCACGGAGGACAUCACCAUCACCAGGUGCCGCUCCGCCGUGCGGAGGCUCAUGGACUCCAGGGGGGUCGCCGUCUUCGACGUGGUCCUCCACGACGGCUCGCCCAACGUCGGCGGCGCGUGGGCGCAGGAGGCCACCGCGCAGUCCGCGCUCGUCAUCGACGCGGUCCGCCUGGCCACCGCGUUCCUCGCCCCCAAGGGCGCCUUCAUCACCAAGGUCUUCAGGUCUCAGGAUUACAGCGCCAUCAUGUUCUGUCUGAAGCAGCUGUUUGAUAAGGUCGAGGUGACUAAACCUCGAGCCAGUCGCGGCACAUCCGCUGAAAUUUACAUCAUCUGUCUGAAGUACAAAGCCCCUGCAAAGAUUCAACCAGAGCUUCUUGAUAUCAAGCACCUGUUCAGUGUGGAUCCAGAGAAGAGCACGCCUACGGAUGUACUUGACACUAAUAAGAAUGCAAAGAAGAGAACUCGUGGUGGGUAUGCGGCCGGAGUCACGGUACUGGAGAAAGUUGGCCUCGCAUCAGAUUUCAUAUGGUCCGAGGCGCAGAAACCACGGGAAUUCCUUGGUUCUUUCACCAAGAUUUCAUUUGAUGAUCCUGCGUCUCUGCCCAUCGAAAACCAUGAGCUCACCACGGAUGAGGUAAAAUGUCUUUGUGAGGAUUUGCAGGUGCUGGAUAAAAAUAGCUUCAAGCAUAUCUUGAAGUGGCGCACACGCCUAAGGAAUGCUCUGCCAUCAUCUUCGCAAGUCACACCAAAAGCUGAUGGUACUGCGACGAACACCAAGGUCAAAGGUGAUGUUCAGCUUUUACAGGAAAUGGAAGAAAUGGGUUCCGAUGAAGAACACCAACUGGAUGGUAUGCUCGAUGAAGCUUAUGAGCGUUAUGUGACCAAAAAGGGUGAAGAAGUAAAACAAGAACACAAACGUGCCAAGCGAAUCGAUCCUGAUGCUGAUGCUGGUUUGUUAGAGGGAGGUGAAGAUGAUGGUGGCAACGUUGGCACCGAUCAAGGUUCUAACAAAGAUCAAGAUCAAGAGACCAACCCCCUUUUAUCAUGUCUAGAUACAGAGGAGCCUGCGGAAGAGCAAGAUGUUAAAGUAGUGGUUGAGUCAGGAUAUGUUCACAGAAGCAGGAAGAAGGGGAAGGGUGGCAAAGGAGGCGCCAAAGGGGGGAAAGGGAUGAAGGGUUCCGCCGGCCAGAAGAAAUGAGGGAUGAUAGGGAAAGCUAAGAAGUUCACAGCAUAGUUAGUUUAGCAAGGCAUUGAGUCAAGUUAGUUUAGCAAGGCAUGGAUGAGUAACUAGGCAUUAUGUGAAAUCAGAGCAUUUACGUGGUUUCUCGUACUUCUCUGUGAUGUUGAAAACAGAUGACAAGUCCGAUGUAUCCAUUCUAUUAAACCAUGUGGACAAUCAGAACAUUUGUCUGAGAGAACAUUUGCUCCGUCA